Molecule: messenger RNA, 757 nt
Organism: Gamsiella multidivaricata
Lineage: Eukaryota; Fungi; Mortierellomycota; Mortierellomycetes; Mortierellales; Mortierellaceae
Exons: 3
Coding region: 349-636 (95 amino acids)
Source: RefSeq, a predicted model, not a curated record
CACUUCUCUCGUCUCUACUCCCACAACGAACCCCCACAAGGUAGGCAAAACGCGUCCACUCCACCUUCCCUUGCACACAACCCACUCCCUGCUCACUUGUUGAGCUUUGUCAUUAAGGCGGGGCACCCCAGAGCAUUUUUAUUUCCUUUCCGUGUCUACGUGGGUGUGCUUUAUAAAUGCAUAGAGUAUGGCAGCUAGUAUCAGUGCCAUUUCGUGUGUGUCGGUUUGAAGAAGAUUUGCUGCAGCACAACGGCAGCCAGGCGCAGUGCGACGGGUCCUACCACUGACCUACAUGUGGAUUCCUCACGCUGUGGAGGAUGAAGCAUUAGGCAUGUCGCACAUCAUUUAAUGUGUGCGGGCGAGCAGCAUCCUAUAUUUGCACAAUUUCCUACACUGUUGUUCUUCUUUCCGUUUCCACAUCAUGUUCUUGUGUGCUCCUUGAGCGCCAAGAUGGAGAUACGGAUGUUUGAAACCGGAUGGGUAGCUCGCUGUCCUUUUCUAUGUAGUUUGUUUUUCUUGUUUCUCUCUGUUCUGCUGGUUCUCAGUUCCCCAAGGCAAAACAAGAGGGAUGGGUUGUGGAAGUUGGCAUGUCUUCACAAGCUGUGUGAUGUUGACAAGUUGCGUCUGCAGAGCUAACAAAUUCUUUCCUCUUUUGCAUGUUCUCUCUCUUUAUGGUUGCAAACACAACACCGCGAGCACGAUGCGCACCGGACGUGCUCAGGGCGAUCGAGCAGGGUGAUCGAGCAGAGCAGGGCGA